Effrenium voratum is the source of this 656-nucleotide messenger RNA. The record is from the annotation of a GenBank genome assembly. Lineage: Eukaryota; Dinophyceae; Suessiales; Symbiodiniaceae.
GGAAAACGCAGUCAGAAGGGCAGGCAAUACUCCCAGCGCGGCCAUGGGAGAGGACAAGGACAAGCCCGGAGAGUCAGGCCGCCCCAAAGCCAUCCUCAGCACCCGCAAGAGGCCACUGGAAGGAGAGCACAGCUCUGGACGGGUGAGCUGGGACGAGGCGAACCUGGCGGAACACGACAAGGAGCGUGGCACCAGGCGGAAGAUCGAUGAGCCCCCCACCCCCUGGGCGUGCAGCCCAGUCUCCGACGAGGAGGAGGCGCACGAGCCGCAGGCGCAGGCAGUGAGCGCCGAAGCGCUGAACGCCCGCUUGGAGGAGCUCGCAAAAGAGAAAGAGGCAAGCCCGCCUCAAGCGAGGGAGCGAAGUCGGAGUCCCAAAAGCCCGGGGGGCAUAUCCUGGGCCAACGCAGGCCCAACAAAGACUUCCUCUGCCGCCUUCAAGGCGAAGCGCGCUGCUCACUACAAUGAGUUCCGCGUCCUGCAGGCAACUCGCGAAAGGCAACUCCUGACGGCAAAUGCUGGCGGUUUUAGAUUCCUAUGUGCCUGGCAUUUGUGCCAAAGCUCCAGGGAUUACGAGGGCGGGGCUCGUCUAAACAGCCCUUGAUGGCUUUGUGCGGCACUGAAUGUGGUCAAGGGCGUGUCCGACUCGAGGUUUGUCA